Gekko japonicus is the source of this 1470-nucleotide messenger RNA. It is a transcript of the gene PDGFRB, whose product is annotated as platelet derived growth factor receptor beta. Gene Ontology annotation, molecular function: ATP binding; platelet-derived growth factor beta-receptor activity; platelet-derived growth factor binding. Lineage: Eukaryota; Metazoa; Chordata; Lepidosauria; Squamata; Gekkonidae. Gene Ontology annotation, cellular component: signaling receptor complex. The record is from RefSeq and is a predicted model, not a curated record. The transcript is spliced from 11 exons. Gene Ontology annotation, biological process: cell surface receptor protein tyrosine kinase signaling pathway; protein phosphorylation; positive regulation of kinase activity. Bases 1 to 1470 code for a protein of 489 amino acids.
AUGGGGAAAAAUGCCUCUCUCUCUGAUACAGGACGCACAUUGGGCUCAGGGGCUUUUGGGCGAGUGGUGGAAGCCAUAGCCCAUGGUAUGAGUCACACACAGUCCACGAUGAGGGUUGCUGUGAAAAUGCUCAAGUCUACUGCCAGAAGCAGCGAGAAGCAAGCACUGAUGUCGGAACUGAAGAUCAUGAGUCAUCUUGGGCCUCAUCUGAACAUUGUCAACUUGCUUGGAGCCUGCACCAAAGGAGGCCCUAUCUAUAUCAUAACGGAGUACUGCCGCUAUGGAGACCUGGUGGACUACCUACACAGGAACAAGCAUACUUUCCUACAGUACUGCAGUGAAAAAGCCAAGCAGGAAGUGGAGGUGUAUGGGAAUGCCCUCAAUGAGGACAGGGUGCAGAGCCAUACUUCCUUAUCUGUAGAAAGUGAUGGGGGCUACAUGGACAUGAGUAAGGAUGAGUCACUGGAUUAUGUGCCUAUGUCAAACAUGAAGGGUGAAAUCAAGUAUGUGGACAUUGAUUCCUCCAAUUAUGGUGCUACCUAUGAGCUGGACAGUUAUUCUCCAUCAGCUCCUGAAAAGGUGACUUUGAUAAAUGAGUCUCCCCUCCUCAGCUACACAGACCUUAUUGGAUUUAGCUUCCAAGUGGCCAAUGGAAUGGAGUUCUUAGCAUCCAAAAAUUGCGUGCAUCGGGACCUGGCUGCAAGAAAUGUGCUGAUCUGUGAGGGGAAGUUGGUAAAGAUCUGUGACUUUGGCCUAGCUAGAGAUAUCAUGCGGGAUUCAAAUUACAUCUCCAAAGGCAAUACCUUCUUGCCUUUGAAAUGGAUGGCACCUGAGAGCAUCUUUAACAACCUUUACACUACUUUGAGUGAUGUGUGGUCCUUUGGGAUCCUUCUCUGGGAAAUAUUUACUCUGGGUGGGACUCCGUACCCUGAAUUGCCCAUGAAUGAACAAUUCUAUAACGCCAUCAAACAUGGCUAUCGGAUGGCCAAGCCUACGCAUGCAUCUAAUGAGAUCUAUGAGAUCAUGCAGAAAUGCUGGGAAGAAAAAUUUGAAAUCCGACCUUCUUUCUCUCAUCUGGUGGUGCUCAUGGGAAAUCUGCUGGCAGACUCAUAUAAGAAGAAGUACCAACAAGUCAAUGAAGAAUUCUUGAAGAGUGACCAUCCUGCCGUUGUCCGCACAAGGCCAAGGAAUGUAGGACUCAACAAUUCCACGUUCAAUGCUAACUACACACCCAAUUUAGGUUCUGUCCUGUAUACAACUGUUGAACAGAAUGGAGUGGACAAUGAUUAUAUCAUUCCGCUGCCUGACCCUAAACCCGAAGGAGGCAGUGAUACACCACAGGAGGCUUCCAGCAGCCGGGCAAGCUCUACAUUGAAUGAAGCAAACACAUCGUCUACUAUAUCCUGUGACAGCCCACUGGUCCCACAGCAGGAAGAGGAACAGGCAUCAGAAAUGCAGAAAGACUGCUAG